CUCUAUCUCGAGCUCGAGCUGAGCAAAAGCUCGCUGAGAAUGGCGGCGAGAAGUGGCAGUCGAUGCAAUUUCUGGCUUCCGAAGAAGAAAAGAUCAUGCGCCAAUACUCGAAUCGAGAGCUCCCUGUUUUGUGGAAACCAUAGCCAGAGAUCGGAUGGUCAGUGGCUUCCAUGCCCUAUUGAUCCUUCUCACUCUGUGUUGCAGGAGAAUCUCGAAAGUCAUGUAAAGAGAUGUCCUUUGUUGAAACAGAACGCUGCAUUGUCUGGUCAAGUGUUUUAUCAAAAGGGUAUUAAUGCUGGAAACGAAGAAGAGGAAGAAAAGAUGGGUUCUUGUUACUCUGUUGUUACAUCAGAGAUGAAGAGGAAUCUGGUUUAUAGCAUGAGUGUUUCUGAGUUUCAUCAGCUUAUCAAGAAGAUUGAAGCGGUUCAUUGCAGUAUACGUAAUGAUAUUGAAGAUUCGCAUUUGUCACCUGAAGCUUGUAACAUAUGGUUUAACAAGGAGAUAGAUAGGAGGUUACCGUUUCAAGAGAAACAUGUUUUGCAACAAGGUUCUAUUCUGGGUAACUUGGAAAAGAUUGGGGCAUUUAAGAGAUGUAACACAAAUGUUGAAUGUUGUGAAAAAGAUGAUGAUGUGCCUGCGGUUGUUGAAUUUGGAGCUGGGAGAGGAUACUUAACGCAGAUGCUAGCAGAUUGCUAUGGCGUCAAAAAAGUUUAUUUAGUCGAGAGGAAGUCUUAUAAGCUUAAGGCUGAUAGGUCAUUGAGGCAAAAGGAGAACUUGGUAUUAGAGCGUAUGAGAAUCGAUAUUGAAGAUUUGAACCUUAACGCGGUCGAAUCAUUACAAGGUGUUCCUUAUGUGGCUGUUGGGAAACAUCUAUGUGGUCCUGCAACAGAUUUGAGCUUAAGAUGUUGUCUAUCUAGACAAGAUGAUGAAAGCCCUGUUCUAAGAGGUCUUGCUAUCGCGACAUGUUGCCAUCAUCUUUGCCAAUGGAAAAGCUAUAUAAAUAAAGAAUAUAUCAUUGGCAUGGGGAUUUCUAAAGACGAGUUCCAUGCCUUGACUUGGUUCACUAGCUGGGCAGUAGAUGAUGAUCAUGGUUCCAAAGUUCCCGGUGUUGAAGGCAUUGACCUUAUUGCUUCAAAGGAGGAGGAAGAAGGAGACAAGGUGGAAGAUGAUUCUUUGAGCAGCGUUGAGGAAGUUGUGAAGAAGAUGAAGCCCAUGGAAAGAGCUGUUUUAGGGUUUAAGUGCAAGCAGAUUAUCGAUGCAGGGAGGAUGAAGUGGGUUAAGAAACAUGGGUUGGAUUCAAAGCUUGUGAAAUAUAUUCCGGCAAGCAUCUCACCGGAGAACACUUUACUGGUCGCCGGAAAGCUAAGUCCGGUUCUUGCUUGACCUUGUAUUGUUGAUGGUGACACAAUAUUUAAUAUUUGGUUGGUGAAGAUUAGUAGAUUAGUUACUGUAGUUGAAUUGAAGUCAUCAAUUUUGAUUCAUAAACUUAUGUGCUUGUUGUUAUCUAAACCGAAUCUUUAAAGAAAUAAUGGGUUCAUAUUA
This is a messenger RNA of Brassica oleracea var. oleracea, 1542 nucleotides long. RefSeq names its product tRNA:m(4)X modification enzyme TRM13 homolog. The transcript has 8 exons. NCBI's taxonomy places the organism in Eukaryota, Viridiplantae, Streptophyta, Magnoliopsida, Brassicales, Brassicaceae. The coding region runs from base 40 to 1383 and encodes 447 amino acids. Gene Ontology annotation, biological process: tRNA methylation. The record is from RefSeq and is a predicted model, not a curated record.